AUGAAGGUCAACAUUCACUCAGGGCAGCCUUCUGCCACCACUUGUCGGGCCUCUCGCGCCCCUGUGCCAUUCCGCAGACGCCACCCUCUGAAUCUUGGGAGAUCGUUUCCUGGUAACGAUCCGCACACCUUUGCGAGCUGGACUCGAACAUUUGUCACGUACGUCGAUCAAAGAUAUCGACGUCCAGAUAUUCCGUCAUGGCCUCAGCCCAUUCAAGACCUAAGCGAUCUCAUCGAGAGCACUCCAGAACUUCGAAUGCUUGCUUCAGCCAUGUUUGAUGAAGUUCCAAGCAAGCAACCUUAUCUCAGGGAUCCGGCCGGACACAGACAAGUUCGAGAUUACCAGCACAUGCUCCAUCUCUUCUCCAUCAUCAUGACCAAGAUUGCACCCAGUUGGAGCAUGUCCGAGCAUGGCCUAGGCAUCGUCGGAUUUCCAUUCAACGCAGUACUCGACUGGCCCAUGGCGACUCGCAGCGGAUACGCCUUCUUCCUCAAGGCUGAAGUAAACGCCAAGCUCAAGGUCAUCCUUGACACAUGGAGAGACAGUGUCCUCAAGACAAACAAGUCGCAAUACGUCCUCACCACCGAUCCAGAUGGAUGGCUAAGCAGAAAUGUGCUCGUCACCAUUGAGGGAGAGACCAAUGUCGACGGUCAAAAGCCCCUACCCUUCCAUCAGAUCUUUGAAUGCGACCCCAUCGGUGAUCCUGUACACUGGGGUUUCCAGUGCUGGGAUGACUUUUUCGUGAGGAAGUUUAAGGAUAUGGACAAGAUCAGGCCCGUUGCAUUCCCUGAUGACCCAAGAUGGAUCGUCAACGCCUGCGAGUCGAGACCGUAUGCUCUGCAGGCCAACGUCAAGGAAUACGACACAUUCUGGCUAAAGGGUCAGCCAUACUCUGUCGCCGAAAUGCUAAACCAUCACCCAGACGCAGGUCAAUUUGUCGGCGGCACAGUAUUCCAGGCCUUUCUCAGCGCUACGGCCUACCAUCGCUGGAGUUCCCCAGUCUCAGGGAAAGUCAUCCACUCUGAAAUCAUCGACGGGACAUACUUUUCAGAGCCAACCUUUGACGGCUUUGCAAACUCUGAAGGUCCUGAUCAGGCCGGCCCCGAUCGAGCUCAAGGCUACAUCUCCCACGUAGCCACACGAGCCAUGUUCUUCAUUGACACGGAGGGCCCAGUCGGAGUUGUUUGCGUGCUCUUUGUUGGAAUGGCGGACGUAUCAACGUGCGAGAUCUUGGAACAGUUUCGGCGAGGUCUACCGCGGACUGUCGCCAAGGGAGAAGAACUGGGCAUGUUCCAUCACGGAGGAUCAACCUAUUGUCUUCUUUUCCCACCCGAUGUGAACCUUACAUGGGUUACUGCUGCAUAUCCUGGUAUCUCGGAUAAGAACAUUCCGAUUCGCAGCGGGUUGGCGUAUGCAUGUCCUGCAGCUUCGACGAGGCGUGCGCGUCCUAGGAUUACCACUGGAGAAAUGCUGGGUUUUGAUAAGAUGGAAUUGCUCUAA
Molecule: messenger RNA, 1500 nt
Organism: Fusarium keratoplasticum
Lineage: Eukaryota; Fungi; Ascomycota; Sordariomycetes; Hypocreales; Nectriaceae
Product: PSDC domain-containing protein
Exons: 1
Coding region: 1-1500 (499 amino acids)
Biological process (GO): phosphatidylethanolamine biosynthetic process
Cellular component (GO): mitochondrion
Molecular function (GO): phosphatidylserine decarboxylase activity
Source: RefSeq, a predicted model, not a curated record